Messenger RNA from Loxodonta africana (African savanna elephant), 2822 nucleotides. It is a transcript of the gene TMEM40, whose product is annotated as transmembrane protein 40. The transcript has 12 exons. The record is from RefSeq and is a predicted model, not a curated record. Lineage: Eukaryota; Metazoa; Chordata; Mammalia; Proboscidea; Elephantidae. Bases 210 to 1037 code for a protein of 275 amino acids.
CCCUCUUCCUGGAGCUUCGCACAGCCACGGGUGGCACAACUGACUUCAUAUCCACCAUCCCCUGCAGUCAGAGGGCAUGGCUGUGGCCCUAGGGGCUGGUCCUGGGAUGUAGCUGCCCCCACCCACUCCUCCUGGGGUGUCCUGAGAAAGCGUUAAGUCAGGCAGGAAGGCCUGGGGCUGAUAGCACAGGCCGGAAGGAAUGCCACCCCAUGAGUGUGUGGGGCCCAGCCACGUCAGGGCCGCCUGCCCCGCCCCCCUGUCACGGGCCUGACCUCCUGCUUUCCUCCUCCCCUGCCCAGCCUGGCCUCAGCACAGCGCACACAGCUCACCAGGCAGCGCAGACAGGCCGCUGGACCACAGGGAAGACUAUGGAGACUUCAGAAUCUUCCUCCCAGACUCAAGACCACAAUCGAGUCCCCAGAGAAACGGAAGAUCUAGACUACGGAGACACGAACUUCCAUGAGCAAGACAGGGAGACUGGACUCUUUUCCCAAGAACUAAAUGAGAAAGACAAGUCUUCCUCCUCCUCUUCCUGCUCAUCCUCAGAAGGCAGUGGUGAGGACCAGCACCCCAGAGUAACCAGAAAACAUCGACGGAGACUGGUGGCAGGACACCCACACAGGGACAGCUCGCCUGGUGCCGAGCACGUUCAGCCUGACGUUUCAAAGGAUGGGCUUCAGCUCUAUGAAGGUGCACCUGGAGAGAUGGUGCCCUCUGGGGAGUCAGGACUCCGGAGGAGAGGCUCUGACCCAGCAAGCGGAGAAGUGGAGGCCUCUCCAUUAAGAAGACUGAAUAUCAAGAAAGAUGACGAAUUUUUCCAUUUCGUCCUCCUCUGCUUUGCCAUCGGGGCUUUGCUGGUGUGUUAUCACUAUUACGCAGACUGGUUUAUUUCUUUCGGGGUUGGCCUGAUCACCUUUGCCUCCCUGGAGACCGUUGGCAUCUACUUUGGGCUGGUAUACCGGAUCCACAGUGUCCUGAAUGGCUUCAUCCCCCUCUUUCAGAAGUUUAGAGUGCUGGGGUUUAGGAGGACUGACUAAGGCCAGUGCCGGGCAGGCAGCUGGGCCAGGCCCCGGUCUGACCACCACUGCAUCGCCUGAGCCCACGAGGAUGGAGUGACAGAGCGACAUGUGGGAGCUGCGCAGGCGGGCCAAGCUACAGCAAUAAAGAAAGAGCUUUUCCUCCCAUGUGAUCUGAACGUUGGCACCGGCCUGGGGCCGGGGCAUCAUUUGGGCAGUGUUGGCAUGCAACCUAGCGGUCAGGAGGGAAGGGAGAGGGUGGGCAGGGGUGUCUGAGACCUUCCCAGUACCUAGAUCAGCAGGAGGACUCUGGGUUGUCCCUCCUCUCGGGAGACAGUAGGAGGCCCCUAGGCCCUGCAAGCUGUAAUCUUUCUGGGGUCAUGGAUUCUCUCAAAUCCCUAGUCUGUGGGCUUUUAGGUCCUAUACAGCCAUCCCAGGACAGACAGACAGUCCGCUGCCCUGAGACAUGGAGUCACCAGGGCAGGCCCCCGGGUGACCCUGAUGCAGGUGAAAUAUUGAGGACUAGAGUCACAACAACCAGGCAUCUCCCCUCAGCCCCACCAUCCAGCACCAGCUUCACUGCCUGAACUCCAUCAAGAUUCAAAUAAACAGUCUCUUCCCUGGACUAAAGAGAGUCAGCUAAACAUUCCUUUGGGUUUCUUGAGCAUGAGGACACAUUGACCCCAUCUAGUCAGGGAGGACACUUUGUCCUAUUGGAUAAAGUAUGAAAGAGGAUAAAUGUGCAGCCCUUCACUUUAGGUCUAGGAUUUCAAUUGCACAGGUUCAGAAUGGGAGACAGGGCUUUGCAAACAUUCCUGUGAAAGAGAUCUGGGCUGUUAGGUAUUCUCAGCUCAACAAAUACUAAAAGAGUGAUGUAAGGGUGCAAAACAAAACCCAUUGCAAACUUGGGUUUCAUUAAUAGAGUUAUAGUGUCUAGACUGAAGGAGGUGAUAGUAGGUCCUCCUUGUACUGCCCAGGCCACACCUAUAGCAUGUGUUCAGUUCUAGACUUAAAUAUCAAGAGGGACAGUGACAAACUAGAGAACACACAGAAGAUGAGACCAGUGUGAGAGUAUAAAGGAAGAAUGAAGAAAUAAAAAUUCUUUGACUAGCAGAAGAGAAGAACGGGCUUCAUCGAGCUCAUAGACUCGUGGAGGACACUUUUUCAAGUACUUAUGGUGCUCCAGGAAACCCUAGUGGUAUAGUGGUUAAGAGCUAUGGCUGCCAACCAAAAGUCGGCAGUUUGAAUCCACCAGGCACUCCUUGGAAACCGUAUGGGGCAGUUCUACUCUGUCCUGUAGGGUCACUAUGAGUUGGAAUCGACUUAAUAGCAACAGGUUUGGUUUUGGUUUUUAUGGUGGUCCAGGCACUUUCACAUACGUUAUCUGAUGUAAUUCUCACAGCAGCCUUGACAUGUGGAAUCAUCCCCAAUUUACAGAUGGGGAAACAGAGGCUCAAAAAGCCCCUUAGUAACAUGCUUAAGUUCACACAGCAAGUAAAUGGCUGAGCUGCAAUUGAAUCCAAGCCUGAGUUCUCCUUAUGCCAAGCUGCCUUAUAGAGCAUGGCUAAUCCAGUCUCCCACCCCAGGCAGAGCGCCCGUCCCUGAGGGAGCUGGAGUGGCCCAAUGAUUCCCCCAGACUUUGGGAUUUCUCAGACAUAUAAAAUUUUUUAAGUGGAGGGGGACCCCCACAACAUUGGGGCUACCAACUCUUUACCAAUUGAGAACAAUAAAAACAACAAGUAUCACCUACUCUCAGCACCAUUUUACAAAAGAAAGAACAGUUUUGCACCAAAAAAAAAAGAAAAA